ACAAUUUACCCAAUAUUUGAACAUGAAACAAAAACCGACUCUCAUAAAAUCACAAAAUCAAAUCGAAAAACCUUAAUGAGACUAUACUAUAUUUCCCCUUGUAUUCAUUUUAUAAAUAAAUAUAUUUCAGUUCAGGUCUAGGGUUUAACGAAAAUGGCGAUGACACAGUGGUGGAGAAUGAUGACGAUGGCUGCUGUGGAACAACGAAUGACGUACUCAUCAGCUGCGAUGGGAGGUCCGAUCCUGUGUGGUCGAGGGGACAAGAGGACAAAGAAAGGGAAGAGAUUCAAAGAUUCAUAUGGAAAUUCGAGACCUAAAAAGGAGAAGAAGAUUGAACGCAUUAAGGAUAAAGUUGAGGUUCCCAGGUCUACCCCUUGGCCUCUUCCCUUCAAAUUAAUCUGACUGUACCCCUUGGCCUUGUUUUGUUUUACUAUGAAUGUAUUCACCUCUUAAGACGUUUAGGUGUUCAGUCUUGUGUUUCAGUUCUUUUGUUCAAGCUUUGCAUACAAAGGUUAUGGCAUUCUAGAAUUAGGAUUUGAGAAUAAAUUGCUGAAUUAUACUAUUGGUUAUUUGAUGUCGAAACUCAUGAAAUUUGCUGGAUUUAGUUGGGGUUAGCUAUGUGAAUCAUAGUUUUGACUAUUGACCUAAUGCCAAGACUCCUUUUUUUA
Messenger RNA from Lycium barbarum (goji berry), 668 nucleotides. RefSeq names its product small ribosomal subunit protein bTHXm. The record is from RefSeq and is a predicted model, not a curated record. Gene Ontology annotation, cellular component: ribosome; plastid. The coding region runs from base 154 to 402 and encodes 82 amino acids. Lineage: Eukaryota; Viridiplantae; Streptophyta; Magnoliopsida; Solanales; Solanaceae. Gene Ontology annotation, biological process: plastid translation. The transcript has a single exon.